AUGGACAGCACACAGCUGGGAUUGAGGAUUGCUUUCUACAGCUAUCCGCUCCUCCUCUUUGUGACGCUCCUGGGUGUCCAAUCCUUCCAAUACUAUGUUGAGCGCAAGCGAGGCCCCGAGUCCAAGGCGACCCGCAACGCGCUGGAUAGCGAGCAGAAGGCAAAGGUCGAAAAGAUCACGCGUGUUUCCUCGACAAUCAUAUGGAUUCUUCAAUUGAUUCUUUCCGGCCUUCUAUUGGCCAGCAUCAUUGUCGCUGUGCAUGAAGCCAUUGUCGGUCAACAUGCGCUUGACGGCAAGGCCGGGUUCGCGUUUAGUGCAUACGCGGCAUCAUACGUCGGAGUUUUGCUAUACUACCUCUCUGGCCUGCUGCCUGACCCCGAAGGGCCAUGGAUUCCGGGCACAGCGCAUGCCUCUGCCUGGAUUGUCGGCGCACUUGUUGAAGCAGUCAUUGCAGGCGUCUUUUGUGCCGUCCAGCCCUCACUUCGGGUCUCCAAGGAAUUUCUCGGUACAUUGAACGCGUUGGCGUACUCUAGAAUUGCAAUUCUGGUCAUCAUGUUUGUCGUUCUCGGGGUAAGGGAGUAUAAGCUUAAACCUACUGCGCCCCGAUCUGUUCCCGAGGAGCGUCAGUCUCUCCUAGAAAAUGGCGAUGGCUCCCCGGCCAACUACGGUAGUGUUCCUGCUCACGGUCCUCCUCCUGCCAGAACCCAGGUGUCUGGUACUGGGUGGCUUGACUAUUUUGCGGGAUUCCGAAUUCUUUUUCCCUACUUAUGGCCUAAGGACUCAAUCCUCUAUCAAGUCGUCGUGCUCAUCUGCUUGGUCCUUUUGAUACUCCAGCGUACCGUCAAUGUCUUAGCCCCACUCCAGCUCGGAGUUCUGGUAGACAAUCUUGGGAAGGGUACCAUUCCUUACAGGGAAAUUAUUCUGUAUGUCGUGUAUCGCGGACUUCAAGGCAAUCAGGGAGUCCUUGGUGCUGCCAGAUCAGUGCUUUGGAUCCCGGUCUCUCAAUCGCUGUUCCGAAGGCUUUCAAGCGCUGCUUUCGAGCACGUCCUGGGACUUUCCCUAGAUUUCCAUUUGAACAAGAAGAUUGGGGAAGUCACAAGCGCUCUUAGCCGUGGUGCCGCUAUGAAUACCUUCCUUGAGAGCUUUUGCUUCCAGGUAUUCCCGAUGGUUUUUGAUAUUUUUCUCGCCGGUGUCAUCUUCUUUGUCAAGUAUGAUGCUUUCUACACCAUCAUCAUCUUCUUCAUCAUGUGGUCUUACAUUUUCUUGACCAUCUACGUUGCUAAAUAUCGAGGAAAGCAACGAAGAGAUAUGGCAACCAAGCUCCGUGAGAUGGAAGCUGUCAAGACCGAUGCUAUCAUCGCCUACGAGACUGUUCAGCACAACUGCGCGGUUCCCCGCGAAACCAAAAGAUUCAAGGACCAUGUGGUGUUCUACCAAGUGGCUGAGCGUUUAGUGCAGUGGUCCCUCAAUGGCCUGAACCUCACGCAAAGCUCCAUCUUUACGCUUGGAACUGCACUUCUUGUUGCCGUCUCGGCAUACAAGAUCAAUCUUGGUGAACAGACUGUGGGCGAAUUCGUUAGUUUGAUCAACUACUUCGUUCAGCUCCAAGGUCCCCUGAACUUCUUUGGCACCUACUACACAAUGUUGCAGAACAACUUGAUUGAAGCUGAGCGAAUGCUUGACCUCUUUAAAGAGACCCCUGGUGUUGUGGAGAAGAAAGAUGCCAUUAGCCUCCCUUCGGUUCGAGGAGAGGUUUCUUUCAAUAAUGUGGAAUUCUCGUACCAGACCAAGAAGGGUGAGCCUGUUAUCAAAAACAUCAGCUUCAAGGUUCCUCCCGGAACUAAAACAGCACUUGUUGGAGAAUCUGGUAGCGGGAAGUCGACUUGCCUCAAGCUCCUGUACCGCUUCUACGACACUCUUGGCGGCUCCGUCACAGUUGAUGGCCACGAUCUCAAGGAUCUAAAGCUUGACAGUCUCCGCAAACAUAUCGGUGUUGUGCCGCAGGAUACGGUGCUCUUCAACGCGACGAUCAUGUACAACCUGCUUUAUGCCAACCCUAAUGCCUCGGAGGCAGAGAUUCAUGAUGCUUGCAAGGCGGCCAAUAUUCAUGAUCGUAUCGUCAACUUCCCUGAUGGUUAUGAGACCAAGGUUGGCGAGCGUGGUCUAAAGCUAUCUGGAGGCGAGCGCCAGCGUAUCGCCAUUGCCCGAGCUAUCCUGAAAGAUGCGCCUAUCCUGCUCUUGGAUGAAGCUACUGCCUCGCUAGACUCUCACACUGAGAGACAGAUCCAGGACGCCCUUGAGCACGUUACAUCAGGACGAACUACGAUUACCAUCGCCCACCGUCUCUCGACCAUCACCACAUCUGAUCAGAUUGUUGUCCUUCACAAGGGUGAAAUUAUUGAGCGUGGCACUCACAGUGAACUACUCGCGCUCCAGGGACGGUACCACGCUAUGUGGGAGAAGCAGACGACGAUUGAGAAGAAGAAGAUGGAGAAGCUCGAAAAGGGGGAUGCAUCGUCCGAGGAAAUUUUGCAUGAAUAA
Clonostachys rhizophaga is the source of this 2541-nucleotide messenger RNA. The record is from the annotation of a GenBank genome assembly. Lineage: Eukaryota; Fungi; Ascomycota; Sordariomycetes; Hypocreales; Bionectriaceae.